GUCUGAUUUCUCACCUCAAGCAACAGCUGCCAGGGAUUUAACAAAAGAAUGAGAGUUUAUGGUUUAUGGUGGUGUUCAUUAGUAUUUGCAAUAAAUAGAUAAGGGGUACAUUUUAUAUUUUAGUUCAUCUUGAGCUUAUUAACCGCUAACAUAUACGACCAUAAACCAUGGACAGUCUUAUUACGAACUUGGACUUGUUUGUUAUCCUAAAAUCUCAAGGUUCUAGUUUUAAUCAAGAAGCUUUGUUUGAUAUUGUGCUUACUAAAUCAAAGCUUAACCUAUCAGAAGAAGAUCGUGAGUCGUGACACCUUGAAAGAAUUUUGCCGAAGAUUUACAAGAGCUGCUACUGACAGAUGGAAGAAAAGCCAACGGAACACAGAAAAAUUUAGAAUAAUGUAUGGAUCUUGGUUAGAAGCAUAUACAUAUUGACUAGCCAAGUUGUUUUUAUCUUCAGUUGGAUCUUCAGUCAACCCAAGCAGUAAUUAGCAGUGAUCUCAUUCCUCAUACACCAAGCACAUCUUCAAAUGGAACCAUGACGCGAUUGAAACGUAAACCAUUUGAAGACCUCGGAACGAAGCAGAAAAAAAACAACACUCUAUAACUUUCAACCCAUAAUGGUGUCCAAAAACACACUUAGCCCGAAUGUCUUCGACGAGUCAGUCAAAGGUAAGUGGACUAAUUGGAUAUUUAAAACCAUAUUCUUCUCGAUGCUUUGGGCGGACCGUGGAGUCCCCUAGGGCCCUUUGGAUCACAUUGGAGCAUUUUGGCCACUAUGGAGCACCUUGGAGCAUGCCGGAACCCAGUGGAGCAUCUUGGAGCAUAUCAGACCCCAGUGGAGCAAAUGUGUCUUUAAUGGAGCGCAGUGGAGCAUUCCUCUUUAGUUUGCUCCGCUCACGGUUCCCGCCCCCCGACCUCUCUCCCGCAUUCGCCCUCGGUCGUCGGUUGGCAGUUUGUUUCCGCUUGCGAUCGUGCGCAGACGCCGCGUGUGUUGCCUUCCGAUUUCUUCCACUUUUUGUGUUUUUACUUUCUUUCCGUUUUUCACGUGUUGUUUAUUUACUACCUUAGGUAAGUGGCCUACUUUUGGUGUUUAGUUUUGUUUCUACCCUAGCCUUCCUUAUGGUUUUUAGAUGUUUUCUAUGUGUAGGUAGUUCUGUUUAUACUUGUCCCUACCCUGUUUUGCUACUAUAUUUUGGUGUUUUUCCGUGUUUUAACCUUUUAUUUUUCUUUUCAGGUUUAUUCUUCAUCUGCUUUCUUCCUUCUUCUUCUGUCCUCGCCUUUACGGUUUUGCGUUCGCAGAUAUGGACGUCUGCCAUUAUGAUUGUCGGCGGUGCCGCAUGGCUGAGGAGUUGGAGGCUUGUCGCCGUGAGAAUGUGGAGUUGCGGGCCGAGGUUCAACGGUACUCAGUGUUCCUGAGUUGGGCUUUCCCGGCUUCGCCUAGGAGGUCUACCUGCGCUGAUGCCUCGGCACUGUCUUCUAUCGCGACCUCCAACUCCUCGAGCUCCUCAAGCUCCUCAAGCAGCAGCGGCAGCAGCAGCAGCAGCGUCCCCGGCCCCUCCGUCGAGAUGUCUGGAUCCGAUCGCCAGGCUGCCGUCCCCUGCGAGGAGCCUGGUUCCGCUGGCAGGGCAAGCACCGGGUGCGCCGGCAAAGUCUCCGCCGACUCAUCGGGAUCCCGCGGCCGGUCUACGAUUGCUCGCACGAGGACCGGGACCACGGGCAGGGCCGCCCCAGGGAGCGCCCCUAUCUCCGCCGUUGGUGCACCAGUAAAGCUUCCCGCCUACCGUGGCGCCUUCCUUUCUGGCCUCGCCAGCGAGGGUGCCUCCCACGAGAUCCCGGGGACAAGCGGACUCACCCGUCCGUCUCUCCCUUUCUCUUCCGCUGGGUCGGGUAGCGCUCCGCUCACCCCCCCCCCCGCGCGAUCACGUCCGACACUGGUUAUCUGUCUCAGUCUUAUGUUGCCGCUAUAGCCGAGAUGGACACCGUA
Messenger RNA from Leguminivora glycinivorella, 1981 nucleotides. RefSeq names its product putative protein TPRXL. Bases 1299 to 1964 code for a protein of 221 amino acids. The record is from RefSeq and is a predicted model, not a curated record. The transcript is spliced from 3 exons. NCBI's taxonomy places the organism in Eukaryota, Metazoa, Arthropoda, Insecta, Lepidoptera, Tortricidae.